CUCUGAUAAGAUCCAACAUGGGUUCACAUGUAGGUUCCCUGUUUUCCAAGUUAUCAUCUUGGCACUCCAUGAUCAAGCAAGCUUCGAUCCAUGGAAAAUGGCGGGAAGUGCUAUCUGGGUAUUGUGAAAUGCAGAGAUCUGGGCAUCGACUCGAUGACCCUUUCACUCUUCCCGUCGUACUCAAAGCUUGUGCGAAGCUUUCAUGGUUGUUUCACGGUAGAUGUAUCCAUGGGAGCCUGAUCAAAAGAGGAUUGGAUUCCUCUAUUUCCGUUGGGAACUCCAUUGCCGAUUUCUACAUAAAAUGCGAAGACUUAUCUUCGGCGAUUCGAGAAUUUGAUUCUAUGAGAUGGAGAGAUUCUGUAACUUGGAACAUCAUCGUUUUUGGUCUUCUGGAUCGCGGUUUUGCAGAAGAAGGGCUAUGGUGGUUCUCCAAGUCAAGAGCUUGGGGAUUCGAACCCAAUGUCUCUUCCAUUAUUCUCGUGAUUCACGCGUUCCGAAAUCUCGGGAGGCAUCUCGAUGGAGAGAAGAUCUAUGGCUACGUGAUCCGAAGCGGGUUCAUGAACAUUCCUUCAGUUCAGAACUCAAUCUUGUCCAUGUAUGCUGAGUUCGAUUGUACGGAAAGUGCACGCAACCUGUUCGAUGAAAUGUCCGAAAGAGAUGUCAUUUCUUGGAGCGUCAUGAUCGGAAGUUAUGUCCGAAACCAGGAUCCUCUUAUCGGUUUGCAGUUCUUUCAGAAGAUGGUUCACGAGGGAGAGACAGAACCAGAUGGCGUAACAGUAACAACUGUUCUCAAAGCCUGUGCGGUUAUGGAGGACAUUGAAUUCGGAAGAUCAGUCCAUGGAUUCGUCAUCCGUAAAGGUCUCGGAUUCGCGGAUGAAUUCGUGGGCAAUUCGCUGAUCGAUAUGUAUUCGAAGAGCGGUGACAUUGAUUCAGCAUCUCGAGUGUUCCAUGAGAUGAGUGAUAGAAACAUAGUUUCGUGGAAUUCGAUUCUGUCUGGGUUUGUACGCAACGAAAGGUACAAUGAAGCGCUUCUGCUCUAUCGGAUGAUGGAAAGGGUAGCCAUUGAUGGAGAUGAAGCAACUCUCGUGAGUCUUCUCCAGGUCUGCAAGUUCUUGGAGCUGCCAUUGCAGAUCAAGUCAAUCCACUGUGUGAUUAUCCGGUAUGGAUACGAAACAAACGAGCAGUUGUCGAGUUCUUUGAUCGAUUCUUACACAAACUUCAACCUCGUCGAUCAAGCGAGAAUCUUGUUCGAUGCCAUGACAUGCAAAGACGUGGUUUCGUGGAGCACGAUGAUCUCUGGAUUCGCUCGGUCUGGCAGACCUGAUGAAGCAAUCUCAAUCUUUCGUCGGAUGGGCGACAUUCCCAACGCGAUCACCGUUACUAACCUUCUCGAUGCUUGCUCAGUUACUGCAGAUCUGAGAAUAUCUAAAUGGGCACAUGGAAUCGCUGUUCGAAGAGGCUUCACCACUGUAAAUGCCUCGGUUGCCACUGCUCUCGUCGAUGCAUACGCGAAAUGCGGAUCUAUAGAUAUUGCCAAGAGAGCGUUCAAUCAAAUCCCGACGAAAAAUGUCGUUUCUUGGACAGCGCUCAUAUCAGCGUACGCCAUGAACGGUUUACCAGACCAAGCCUUAGCUGCGCUGGACGAGAUGAAACAACAUGGCGUCGCACCGAACUCCAUAACUUAUCUCUCAGCUCUAUCGGCUUGCAGCCAUGGCGGAUUGAUCGAACAAGGCCUCGGGAUCUUCCAUUCAAUGAUUCAAGACCAUGGCAAGGUAAAACCUUGGAUGUCGCCGCACUAUUCUUGCAUCGUGGACAUGCUUAGCAGGGCGGGAGAGGUCGAGAAGGCGUUGGAAUUCGUCAAGAACCUUCCGGAAGACGUCAAUGCAGGGGUUUCCACUUGGGGAGCGGUUCUGAGCGGUUGCAGAAGCCAUGGAAGAAGCGAGAUAACCUCGGAGGUGGUAACAGAGGUUCUUGAGCUCGAACCGUCGUGUUCUUCAGGGUAUUUGCUUGCUUCGAAAGCUUUCGCCGCCGAGAAACUAUGGGAUAAUGCGGCAACGAUGCGACGGCUGGUGAAGCAGAGAAGGGUUCGUGUCGUUGCCGGUUACAGUAUGGUUCAUGUCGGGAAGGUUUCUCGGAGGUUUAUGGCCGGGGAGAAGGAGGUGGGACUGAGUGAUGACUUCGAGAUAAACGACGUCGUUUGGAGGCUGCAUGAGUGUAUGGAAAUAGACGAAACUUGGGAUGGGUAUUAGGCCCAAUGGGCCUGGCCUGAUACUCAUAUGUGGAAACGACGUCGCUUUUGGUGUAUGGGU
Tarenaya hassleriana is the source of this 2309-nucleotide messenger RNA. RefSeq names its product pentatricopeptide repeat-containing protein At2g17210. Gene Ontology annotation, biological process: RNA modification. Bases 18 to 2249 code for a protein of 743 amino acids. The transcript is spliced from 2 exons. Lineage: Eukaryota; Viridiplantae; Streptophyta; Magnoliopsida; Brassicales; Cleomaceae. The record is from RefSeq and is a predicted model, not a curated record. Gene Ontology annotation, molecular function: protein binding; RNA binding.